Molecule: messenger RNA, 1966 nt
Organism: Sphaerodactylus townsendi
Lineage: Eukaryota; Metazoa; Chordata; Lepidosauria; Squamata; Sphaerodactylidae
Gene: TBX19
Product: T-box transcription factor 19
Exons: 8
Coding region: 1-1293 (430 amino acids)
Biological process (GO): positive regulation of DNA-templated transcription; mesoderm formation; regulation of transcription by RNA polymerase II
Cellular component (GO): nucleus
Molecular function (GO): RNA polymerase II cis-regulatory region sequence-specific DNA binding; DNA-binding transcription factor activity, RNA polymerase II-specific
Source: RefSeq, a predicted model, not a curated record
AUGACUGAUUUGAGCUGCAAAAAGCAUACUGACUGCACCAUCUCUAGACUGCUCAAUGUUGUGGAGAACGAGCUCCAAGCUGGACGAGACAAAGGAGACCCCACUGAGAAACAGCUCCAGGUGGUUUUGGAGGAUGCUGCAUUAUGGCAAAGAUUCAAAGAAGUGACGAAUGAGAUGAUUGUCACCAAGAAUGGAAGACGGAUGUUUCCAGUUUUAAAGAUUAGUGUUUCGGGCUUGGAUCCAAAUGCCAUGUAUUCUUUCCUGCUGGAUUUUGCUCCAACAGACAGCCACCGCUGGAAAUAUGUGAAUGGAGAAUGGGUGCCAGCUGGGAAGCCAGAGCCAUCGAACCACAGCUGUGUCUACAUCCACCCAGACUCUCCCAACUUUGGGGCCCACUGGAUGAAAGCCCCCAUAUCUUUCAGCAAAGUGAAACUUACCAACAAGCUGAAUGGGAAUGGGCCGAUUAUGCUAAAUUCUUUACACAAAUAUGAGCCUCAAGUUCAUAUUGUCUGCGUUGGAGGUCCACACAGGAUGGUAAUGAAUUGUUCCUUUCCUGAAACUCAGUUCAUAGCUGUGACUGCUUAUCAAAAUGAAGAGAUAACAGCCCUCAAAAUCAAGUACAAUCCUUUUGCCAAAGCCUUUCUGGAUGCUAGAGAAAGAAACCAUACAAAGGAUACCUCAGAUACUGCUUCUGAAAGUCAGCACAUGACAUAUUCUCACUUGGGUAGCUGGUUGAUUUCCAGUCCAGAUGCAGUGUGUGCAGCAGGAAAUUCAAGCUAUCAGUACAGUGGCCCUUUUUCUCUGCCCUCAUCACAUUCUCAUCACAGCUGUGAACACUAUCCAGCCGCCCUCCGAGGGCACAGAGCUAUGCCGUACCCUGCCUCUUACAUGCAGAGAAAUCACUCCCCAUCAGUGAAUUUGAUAGAGGGUACCAAUGAUGAUGUUCAAGUAUCCCCAGGCCAAGAGGGUUGGACUUCGGUACCAUCCAGUCCCCAUGCCGGCUUCCUCCCACUGUCGCACAAUAAUGGCACUGCUACUCCAGGACCUAGCCACUAUCCAUGCCUGUGGACUGUCAGCAACAAUGCCGUUAACGUUGCCAGCCUUGCCAGUGAUGUAAACAGCAACCCUCCAGGAACAUUCCUGCGCAGCAACAUCCCAUUGUCUGCCACAUCCUCGUCUGUUCCGAUUCCUCUGCCGGGAGCAGUUGCCAGCAGCAUUGAAAUACAAUUGGAGCCUGCUGUUCCCAGACUAACAGAUUCCAGCUGGGCAUCUGUAGCUUCGCAUUCUUUUUAAGGGAUAGCCAGCUGUACAAGGAAGCCAACAGCCUCCUGAAUGGAGUUGAACUGAAGGCUGCCAUUCUCAUAGCCAAGACCCAAUGAUGCUCCACCUUUUAUACUUCUGUCAACUUCAGCUUGGAGUCCAGUAACACAUGGAACAAAAUGGAGGGAAGGGGGCAUCUCUGCUACUUUGCUACUCAGCUCUAUGGAUACCGGGAGAGAAGAAAUUGGAAAGGGAGACUUGCUAGCUGUCCUGCCCAAGGAGAAAGAGAAAGUGACUCCCAGAGGAAGGUUGCCAACUGCCUGGAGAAAUCAAUGAUUCAAGGGACAAGACAUUAGACAAGACAUUAGAUGCUAGUACUUAUCUCCAUGCCAUGAAAAACCCCAGCUGCUCAUUUCCACACAUUAAGGCUUUAUUAGAAGGACAGGAAGAGAUUUUUCUCCAGACCUGUUGGCAGCCCUAUCUGGGGAGAAGAGUAUCACUUUUGAUGUGAAAGGGCAAGGUAGAAAUCAAAUAAAUAAAAUUAAAAAUGAAGUGUUAUUUUAAUCUGAUUUUAGAAAUGUGGAUGGCUGUAAACUGUGGUUUGCUGAAUAACCACUCAGGGACAUAUUUGUUUUGAGGAGACUUUCAACUUCUGGUGAAAACAGUCUGCUCAGUUUCCCUGUUUAAUGUCAAUUCUUGACUUCUC